This is a messenger RNA of Pyrus x bretschneideri (Chinese white pear), 1648 nucleotides long. Its product is annotated as 26S proteasome non-ATPase regulatory subunit 13 homolog B. NCBI's taxonomy places the organism in Eukaryota, Viridiplantae, Streptophyta, Magnoliopsida, Rosales, Rosaceae. Bases 105 to 1265 code for a protein of 386 amino acids. Gene Ontology annotation, cellular component: proteasome regulatory particle, lid subcomplex; nucleus; cytosol. Gene Ontology annotation, molecular function: structural molecule activity. The transcript is spliced from 6 exons. The record is from RefSeq and is a predicted model, not a curated record. Gene Ontology annotation, biological process: ubiquitin-dependent protein catabolic process.
CUUUGAGCACAAGCUAAAUAAGGUGUUUUUUCCGAUUCAUAUAAAUACGAACCAAACAAGGCCUUGGGUUUCCAACCCUCGCAAACUCUCUCUCUGAACCAGCCAUGGCCGCGCUGCAGUACCUGGAGUCGCUGCGCAACGCGCAUCCGGAGCUCGCCGAAUGGUACAAUUCACUUGCAGAUCUGUACCAAAGGAAGCUAUGGCACCAGCUCACUCUCAAGCUCGAGCAGUUUGUUGCUCUCUCCGUCUUUCAGGCUGGUGAUGCUCUGAUACAGUUAUACCACAAUUUCAUCACCGAUUUUGAGACUAAAAUCAACCUUCUCAAGCUUGCACACUUUGCAGUCAUUGUUUCUCGACAGUACCCAGAGAAGGAAGCUGCUAUCAGUUACCUAGAAGGGGUAAUUGAGAAGCUUCAAGCCACUAGAGAGCAACGCAUAGAGGAGCCAAUCCUUUACAUUAAGAUGCAAAUAGCAAUAUUCCAACUUGAACAACAAGACCAAAAAGGUUGCAAAAAGCUUCUAGAAGAUGGAAAGACUACACUUGACAGUAUGACUGAUAUCGAUCCAUCUGUGUAUGCUAGCUAUUAUUGGGUGUCAUCUCAAUAUCAUAAGUUCCGUCAAGAAUUUGCUGAGUUCUACAAAAGUGCUCUUCUUUAUCUGGCAUACACAUCAGUGGAGUCUCUCUCAGAAUCAUUCAAGCUGGAUCUGGCAUUUGAUUUGUCCCUUUCUGCGCUCCUGGGAGAUAACAUCUACAACUUUGGAGAGCUGCUUGCGCAUCCUAUUAUUAAGUCUCUUCUUGGGACAAAGGUAGAGUGGCUUUACUAUAUUCUUCAAGCGUUCAACUCUGGUGAUUUAGUUCGGUAUCAAGAGUUAUGCCGUGUGCACAAUGCUGCUCUGAGAGCACAACCGGCAUUAGUUGAUAAUGAGAAUAAGCUUUUGGAGAAGAUUAACAUUCUGUGCUUGAUGGAAAUUAUCUUCAGCCGGCCAGCUGAAGAUCGAACUAUACCAUUGAGUAUCAUUGCAGAGCGUACCAAACUUUCGGUCGAGGAUGUGGAGCAUCUUCUUGUGAAGAGCCUUUCUGUUCAUCUGAUCGAGGGAAUAAUCGAUCAGGUCGAGGAGACGGUGCAUGUGUCCUGGGUGCAGCCAAGAGUUUUGGGGAUUUCACAGGUCAAAUCAUUGCGUGAUAGGUUGGACAGUUGGUUGAAGAAAGUCCAUGCUGCUUUGUUAUCUAUCGAGGCGGAAACACCUGAUUUGGUUGCAUCGUGAGUCGCCUCUUGCUUUAUUUUCUGCCUAGUGUAACAAUUCCUGAUCCGGAAAAAAAAGAAAAAAAAAAAAAGGAAAAAAAAGGGGGGGGGGGUGUUUCAAAAUGCAAAGGCGGCCAGGAAACACAGAUCUUCGGUUGAUUGAACACCUUGGGCCUACUUCUUUUAUGCUGCUUUUCUUGUUGGUGAUGCUUUUUUUGUUGAAUCAUUUCCCUGGAAGGAGCAGCCUUGUGUACUGCACUUGGGAGUAAUAUUCCAUUUUAUAGUGGCAUGCCUAGAGACAUGGUGAGUCAAUUAAACACGCUGCGUUAUAACUUUGUAUUCUGAAUUUUCUUUCCUUAGAUACCUUACAUUUAUGCAUCUUUCGUUAGUUUUAACGAUUUUCUC